AUGGCGCGCCACAAAAUUGUGAGACCUCUUUGGGUGCGACUUCUUGGCGACAAUAAGCCCCUUUCUGCCGAACACACAUACGAAUUAAGCUGCGAAGUCGUAGGAUCUCGACCCGAACCAACAAUUACUUGGUGGAAAGGAAGUACUCAAAUGAAGGAAACUAGGGAAACGACAAGUCCCGACCGCAAUACAACCACAAGUGUUCUAACAUUCGUACCGACAGUUGAAGAUGGUGGAAAAUACUUGUCGUGCCGAGGACAACAGCCUCAUAUCCAUGAUAGUGGAAGAGAAGACGGUUGGAAACUCGAUAUUCAUCAUGUUCCACUUGUAUCUCUAGAACUUGGCAGUACGUUAAAUGGAAGUACAAUUAAAGAAGGUGUUGAUGUAUACUUCGAAUGUAAUAUAAAAUCGAAUCCCUGGGUGUACAAAGUUAGCUGGAGACAUAAUGGCAAACAGCUUUAUAACAAUAUCCAAAGCAACACGAUAGUAAGUAACCAAAGUUUGGUAUUGCAAUCUAUUACGAGGGCCCGAACAGGGCUUUACACUUGUGUCGGCCACAAUCAAGAAGGCGAUGGGGAAAGCAAUCCAGUACAACUUGACGUUAAAUUUAUUCCUGUCUGUCGCCCUGGACAGCCGAAGGUAUUCGGAGUGGCUAGACACGAAAUAGCUCGAAUCGUCUGCGAAUUAGAAGGUAAUCCGAACGAUAUUCAAUUUGUGUGGAAAUUUAACAAUUCUGCCGAUAUGAUCGACAUUCCUUAUAGCCAAAUCCAGACGGAAAAGGGGCGCAGCAUAGCAUCUUAUAAACCAGUGAGUGAAUUAGAUUACGGCACUCUGUUGUGUUGGGGUAAGAACGAGAUCGGAAUGCAAAAGGAGCCCUGUGUAUUUUAUAUUAACCCGGCUGGUAAACCAGAUGCACUUUCCAAUUGUAGUAUAGUGAACCAAACGUCAGAUUCUUUAAAUGUAGAAUGUAUUAAGGGUUUUGAUGGCGGCCUUGAACAAGAAUUUAUUAUGGAAGUAUUUGACACAACAACAAGAAAAUUGGUGAGCAACGUUUCGUCCAAAACUCCACUGUUUAUUGUUGGUGGUUUGGAGUCGGGAGCUGGAUUUGACAUUGGAUUGUAUGCUUCCAAUAAGAAAGGAAGAAGUUCUGUAAGUCGCCUGCAAGCCUUUACUUUGAAGUCUGCCGAAAAACAUACAGCACCCCGAAUUAUAAAACCCACCCCACCGGAAAACUGCACAAUCCUACACCAAACACGCUUUUACCUCCAAAUAGCGUGUCAAGUAGCAGAUCCCUCAGAAAAUCCUUUCGAUACCUACAUAAUGCAGGUCUACGAUGCCAAUACUCGUUUUCUGAUUGAUACGACGACUUCAAAAAAUCCUAGAGACAUAACUGUUCGGAAUUUAUCCGAAGUCCGUGAGGAUUUGCUGCUGUUUAUUAGGACCAUGGACUCAAGAUCAGUUACCAGUGAACCUAAUAUUAUUUAUGUUCCGGCUGUAAACAGAUUUAGUGCAGCGUCAACUCCGGUGAUCCUGCAAAUAACGCCCUUGCUCGGUGCUCUAAUAGGUGUUGUCGCGGCACUAAUUUUAAUUGCCAUUAUUAUAGUCGUAGUUAUUCGACUACGAGGUGGAGGUGAACGUGACGAUAAGGAAUAUGACGACGGUGGUCUGGCUUCCACGGGUCGACGCUGUGUAGCUGGGAAUAGUGAUAAAGCCAGUACGGAACCACUAAACAAGGAUCUCAACGAUAGCGUGGAUAGUUUAGAGGAAAAAAAUCCGGAUAUUAUCCCCCAAAAUAACGCUGACGACGAAUAUCAAGACGAAGAGCGAGCUUUCGAGAGGCUAAAUAAUACCACAAUGAGAGUUUACAAUAGGAUGCAGAGUCCGAGCAGUCAAUUGAAAAACAAUGGCUCUUACGAAGGAUACGGCGCCAAAAUGAUGCAACAAAUGCCGCAAGUGAUCUACAAUCAACAGUGCAUCCCCAUGUCGGUUAUAAGACGACAGGAGCCCACCGUCUACGCCCAAAUUGACGUCAAGAGAAUGGCGCCGCAGAACAUGCACACUAUGACCACCCCCAGGCCUUCAACAUUCCAGACGCUGCAUCAUCCACACUUACCGCCUUACAUGCCCAGAUCAGUUAGGGACGAUGGGUCAGUCAGUUCUGAAACUCCAUUAUUAAAUACAAGGGAUUCUGGAGCCCUUCAAUCACUAAUGGACAUUAACAGCUCUAGGACGCCUACCAUAACUUCAACUCUGCCUAGAACAGUGACAGCGACUCGUUUUUGACCUAGUUAAAUUUAGUAAUUCUGAAGAACUGGUAUAUUUAUAAAAUUUGUAAUUGUUAUGAUGACUUAAUAGGUGUUACCGUCUCAUUAGUAAGUGUUUCUUAUCUACUGUUUUUUGAAGAAUAUUUUUAUUGUACAAAGAUUAAUUUUAACUUUUGCAAACAGGGUGUUUUAUAAUAAA
Diabrotica virgifera virgifera (western corn rootworm) is the source of this 2463-nucleotide messenger RNA. RefSeq lists its product as uncharacterized. Lineage: Eukaryota; Metazoa; Arthropoda; Insecta; Coleoptera; Chrysomelidae. The record is from RefSeq and is a predicted model, not a curated record. The transcript has 12 exons. Gene Ontology annotation, molecular function: protein binding. Bases 1 to 2283 code for a protein of 760 amino acids.